AUGGCCUUGCGCUGCACCGACGCCGGCACCCCACCGCCGCCCGCGGCGCGGCAGCCCGCGUUGGUGCCGGUUCGCGAUGCGUGGCUGCCGGUGGCGCCGGUGGCACCUGCGCCAGAGGUGAAAGCAGAGGCGAUCCUGGAGCUCCUGCAGAGCAUGGAGCCAAUGGAUGCGGAGCUGUUGCGUGCCACCCGCUGGCAUGCCGUCUUGAACUGGGCUGGGUAUGUCUUCCGUGCCGGGCGCCACAAGAACUUCUACCGCCACAGCUUCAUCACAGAGAAGUUUGAUCAAUUCAUUUCUCACAGCUGGCACGGGAAGUCCUGGCAGAAGAUUUUGCUCUUGAUGGUCAUGCAGAAUGGUUUGCCUGCUUGCAUCUUUGGUACGCUGAGUGCCUUUGCCAUGGCCCUGGUCUGGCAACUGGAGUGGUCUGGUCUGCCGGGCUACCAGAUCGCUGCGAACGCCGACGCUGAACAUGUAGUGGUCUCGUUCUGGUCCUUGUUCGCGGGACUUCUGAGCACCAUGGUGAUCCUGGUGCUUUGGAGGCCUCCGGGCAACGUGUUCUUGGAUCGUGUCUGCAUCAAUCAGUUCAACCAGGAUCUGAAGGUCAUGGGGAUCAUUAGCUUGGGCGCGAUCCUCAAACGCUCGGACUCCAUCUUGGUGGUCUGGGAUGAAAACUACGUGGAGAGACUAUGGUGUCUCUUCGAACUGGCAGCAUUUCUGAAAACCCAUUUGCCAGAUGAGGGCCGCAUCCAGGUGAAACCGGUGGGAUUCGGAUCCGUUUGCUUUCUGGCCAGCGCCACACUCUCAGUCUUUGCUGUCUACGUCUUGUUCACGGGCGAGGUGGAGGCCUACGUCUUGUGGACGUUGAGAGUCUUGGGAGUUCUCUGCACCUACAUCUUUCUCAAGCUGACUCGGCAUCACUUCGACAGCUGGGACAGUGCCGAUCGGCGGCUCCGCGCUUUCGAGUUGAAAGGGGCCAAGUGCUGGUGUUGCAGUGUGAAGCAUGUGGACCCGGAUGGAAAACCUGUGGAGAUUUGCGAUCGAGAAGUGGUGGUGAAGUGUGUUAUCAGCUGGUUCGGCUCUGUGGCGGAGUUCGAGGAGUGCGUGCAGAGCUCGGUGGCCAAAGCGUUGGCGGAGAACCAGGGCACGGAGACUUCCUAUGCUUCGAAGUUAGGACAGGACUCCUUGCGAGCACAAGCACCCAUCUUGGCGCUGCAGUUCGUGGCUUGCUGGCUUUGGUGCAUCCCCAGCUGCAUCAACUUGGCGAUGUUCUUGGCCAGAAGCGCUUCCAGGGUCAGGCCUGCUUCGUUGCAGCGCUUCGCGAAUAUCGCGCGGAGGAAGGCGGAAGACGGACUACGUAGAGCCGCCCCGGUGGCUUUUGGAGCACCCCUUAGGACGUCCGAUCUUUAUGAGGUGGUGCUUUUCCAUUAG
Durusdinium trenchii is the source of this 1428-nucleotide messenger RNA. The record is from the annotation of a GenBank genome assembly. Lineage: Eukaryota; Dinophyceae; Suessiales; Symbiodiniaceae.